UAUAAAAGGGGGCAAAAUAAUAAUUUAGUCUUGCAUAUUACUGGAAAAAACUCGCCAUCGAUGAUCAGUGAUCGUUGUACACUUUGAAGCACGGUAUAGCUUUUGUUUGUUGUAUUUUUCUGGAUAGUAACAACCCUGUCGGAGUUAAUUCAUGUAGAUGUGGGUUCAACACUUUGGGUAAGGAAGAGAGAGGUUAGGGCAGAGAUGGUAAGCAGAGGGUCGUAUGGCUCUGGCGGCCUCUUGACUGGUAGAUUCCAUGCUAGAAAGCUAACCCCAAGCGUCAUCACUUUCUAUACCAUAUUCAUAUUUGCUUUCUCCAUCAUCGUCUUUUUGUUCUACGUGAGGAACAUUAGUCUUGAUCAAGAUCCACGACGCCCUUUCAUUUAUCGACAAUCUAAUUCUCAGCAGUUGCCAGAGUUACAUGUGCACGAUAAACAGCAACUUUGGGAUUCUCCGUUCAAUCAUGGCUUACAUCAGUGUGUUGAGCGGACUACUAAAUAUAAAGCUGCCAAAGGAUUUAAUCGCUAUCUAACUGUGAGAAGUAACGGUGGACUAAAUCAAAUGCGAACCGGUAUAUCAGACAUGGUGGCUGUGGCACAUAUGAUGAAUGCAACUUUAGUCAUUCCUCAAUUGGAUAAACGUUCAUUCUGGAAAGACUCCAGUGUAUUUUCAGAUAUAUUUGAUGAGCUUCAUUUCAUUCAAUCCCUGAAAGGUGAUAUCCGGAUUGUUAGUGAGCUUCCCAAAAACUUGGAAGGUAUCCCCCGGGCUAGGAAACACUUUACUUCCUGGGCUGGGUUCGGUUACUAUACAGAUAUGACAAGGUUGUGGAGUGACUAUCAGGUGAUACAUGUUGCAAAAUCAGAUUCUCGACUUGCAAACAAUGAUCUUCCUCUGGACAUACAGAGGUUGAGGUGCCGGGCAAUGUAUCAGGCGCUUCGAUUUUCUCCUCCAAUAGAGAAUUUAGGAAAGAGGUUGGUGGAUCGGCUGAGAUCACAAGGAGGAAGAUAUAUUGCUCUCCAUCUGAGAUAUGAGAAAGAUAUGCUGUCUUUUACCGGUUGCUCUUAUGGUCUGACAGAUGCAGAAUCUGAAGAGCUUAGAAUUUUGAGGGAGAAUACAAAUUAUUGGAAAGUAAAAGCGAUAAAUUCAACAGAACAAAGAAUUGGAGGAUUUUGUCCACUUACUCCAAAGGAGGUGGGCAUUUUUCUUCACGCUCUUGGAUACCCACCAUCCACACCAAUAUACAUAGCAGCUGGAGAGAUCUAUGGUGGUAAUACCCAUCUUUCGGAGCUCUCAUCCCGCUUCCCUAAUCUAAUCUUUAAGGAAUCCCUUGCAACUUCUGAAGAGCUGAAAGAUUUCACUAAUCAUGCUUCCCAAACUGCUGCUCUUGAUUACAUAAUAUGUGUAGAGAGUGAUGUAUUUGUUCCGUCAUAUUCGGGAAAUAUGGCAAGAGCAGUUGAGGGACACCGCAGAUUCUUAGGUCACCGCAAGACAAUCAAUCCAGACAGGAAAGGUCUGGUUGGAAUUUUUGAUAUGGUGGAAACUGGAGUGCUUGAAGAAGGAAAGGAACUGUCGCAAAUGGUUCAGCGGAUGCACAAGAACAGGCAAGGAGCUCCAAGGAAAAGGCAUGGUUCUCCGCCAGGAGUCAAAGGCCGGGCACGAUUUAAGACUGAAGAGUCCUUUUAUGAAAAUCCAUAUCCUGAGUGUAUAUGUGGCUCUAAAAGCAAACUAGAAAUAACAUGACGAUAAACCAAACUGCAGUUACCUUUUAUUUUUGGAGAAACAGGUUAAUCUGUAAAUUUGGUUUUGACAAAUUGUAAUUCUAAUUAGACAUAUCUGGUCUGGUUGAUUUGCCUGUGCCUUAUCUCUA
Molecule: messenger RNA, 1867 nt
Organism: Vigna radiata var. radiata (mung bean)
Lineage: Eukaryota; Viridiplantae; Streptophyta; Magnoliopsida; Fabales; Fabaceae
Exons: 11
Coding region: 205-1740 (511 amino acids)
Cellular component (GO): nucleus; cytoplasm
Source: RefSeq, a predicted model, not a curated record